This is a messenger RNA of Cyprinus carpio (common carp), 798 nucleotides long. Its product is annotated as interleukin-17A. The record is from RefSeq and is a predicted model, not a curated record. Gene Ontology annotation, cellular component: extracellular region. Lineage: Eukaryota; Metazoa; Chordata; Actinopteri; Cypriniformes; Cyprinidae. Gene Ontology annotation, molecular function: cytokine activity.
AUCUAUGCAAUCACGAUCAAGCAUUGCAUAAAUAGAUGAGGUGAACGAGAAACAUAUUCACAACGCAAGAGAAUAAGAAGAGGGCAUUAAAGAUGUUUCUGAGCUUCUUCAAUGCUAAAUACAUGAUUUUGCUGAGCUGUGUGCUGGCGAACCUCACACUGGCCAAGCAAGGGCAGAAAAAAAUAUGUGACACUAGUUUGACGAUUUCCAAUGACUUUCAUGCCUCUCUGGAUGAGGACGCAAAGGGAAAUGGCAACAUCCACAACCGCUCACUAUCUGCAUGGACCUGGAUACCAAAGUAUUCACCACGCAGAAUACCGCAGGUCAUCUUUGAAGCCCAGUGCAGUUCAGAAUAUUGCACCCUUCCCAAUGGUGUGGAUACGAGACUGAACUCACUGCCCAUUUAUCAGGAGAUCCUGGUGCUAAAACAGGAUACGGAGGACAGGAAGUGCUUCAGGGCGACUUUUGAGAGAGUAAUAGUGGGCUGUACGUGUGUGUGGGCCAAAACCUCUUAAAAUUACUCGAAUGUUUCCAUGUUAAAAUUAACUUAUUUAUUUGUUUGAACUUAUUUAGUUGACUUUUAAUAUAGUUCCUGAAUGAAAUUUGUAUUAAAUUUUUGCAUUUAUUGAUUUGGAAGACACUUACAUUUAUGUAUUGAGUAUUAAUAAAAUAUUUAAACAUGUUUUUGAUAGUUUUAUAUUAAUCAUAACAUUUAUCUAUCACUGUCACGAUCAUUAUUGUGAACUCUCUGUAAGUCUUGAGGUAGUUAAACAUUGUAACACUUUUUUUUCAGAAAUG